CCCAGGUGGCAGGCGGCAGCAGCAUGGUCCUCUCAGAGGGACGGACAGACAGACACCUGCAAUGGUAUUUUCCAUGUGCCUUCCGAGGCUGGGGGGCGAGUUUGCGCCACACAAGCAGAGAGCAGCUAUUUUGAAAGUGACCCCUCAUUCAGGCAGCGACUCUGCAGCUGUCAGGAACCAUGACUGAAGAUGACGGAUUCUGUUGUCGUGGAGGGAUAUGCCAGACUCAGAGAUGGGAAAAAGUGGAAAACUAGGUGGCUCGUACUUCGCAAGCCGUCGCCUGUAGCAGAUUGUCUCGUGCUGCUGGUUUUUAGAGACAAAUCUGAGAAGGUUCAGGGCAACAAGGAGAGGGCGAGUGUCACCUUGGAGGAGAUCUGCGGCCUGGAGGCUGGACAGUGGUAUGAAGGUGUGGCUUUUACUCUCGCCAUCCUCUGCUUGAAUCAGGCUGCUCUACUGGGCUUUGACAGCAGGGAGGCCCUGCAGGCGUGGGACGUCCGACUACGAUACAGCCUCGGGGAGGUUCACAGAUUCAGUGUUGGAGUCUUACCAGGGACCAAGUUGGAAAGUGGACCUGCAACUCUUCAUCUGUGCAACAAUUUGCUGGCUCUUGCUCGAGACGUCCCUCCUGUUAUCAUUGGCCACUGGAACCUGCCAGACUUGCGCAGAUAUGGACCUGUACCACAUGGAUUUGUGUUUGAGGGAGGAACAAGAUGUGGCUACUGGGCUGGUGUUUUUCUGCUCGCAUCUGCGGAGAGCGAACAGAUCAGUUUUCUUUUCGACUGCAUCGUCAGAGGCAUCUCUCCCAGCAGAGGCCCAUUUGGACUGCGGCCGGUUUUACCAGAAAUCAGUUCCAGCCAUGCAAAUUCAGAGGAGAAGCUGGACCAUGAGGCCCAGGAGUUAGAGAAACGUCUGAGCAUGCUCUCUCAUGGGAGUAGCACAGCCUCGUCCACGUACUGCCCAUCGGCUGGGGGAGACGACCGCAGCAUAUCUGGUUCUUCUGACACUUCAGACACCAGUCAGGCAGACUGCAGUAUUGGCAGCCGGCUGGCCAUUUGGGCUGAACCUGCUUCCACCCAACCUGGAAAUGUCAGCCACGUAGGCUCAAAAGUGGCACUACAGAUCGUAGAGAAGCUUUCUGCUAGCCAGGGAAGUGGAAACCGACCUGCAGCCAAGAACCCCCGGCAGCUCCAGGAAAUCGGUCGUCAGAGUUCAUCUGACAGCGGAAUUGCAACUGGUAGCCAUUCAUCGUACUCGGGUAGUUUCUCCUCAUAUACAGGCAGCCUGGAUAUCACCCAGGGAGAGGACUUUGGGUCUGUUUUCAGCUUGCCUCCCUACAUGGCUCAAGAGCUGAACCCAUGCAUUUGUCCCACUGUUUCUGGACAUGAGUACCAAGUGCCAACCUCACUUCGGUAUCUCUACAACACUCCCAGGAGUGUACUGCAGGAAAUAAGUGGUGGUACUAAAGACAAUGAGCCCUCCACCUCAACUACAGACACUUCUACCCCUUCAGGCCUCAUUACAGAGCCAGAGAAAGGGGGUAAAAGCAGUGCAACAACCUCUGAGGGUCACUCAGAGGCUGCUGAGAGGCAAUCUAUCAGUGAACACUUAAAAUGCCUUUCAGAAGAGAGUAGGAAAACCAAGGUGGCGCCCUCUAGUGACUCAAGUCAAACCUCCAAUCUUGUCUCUGGCUCCAAAACCAUUGUGAGCAUCUGUUCAGUGUGUGGUGGAUUUAAGGGAACAUCAUUCACACAUUCAAGUUCUUCAGUGAUACCUGCCAUACCAGUUAAGAAAAUAUUGGAGAAGUCCUGGCCCUCCCUUGACUCUAGAAGCAUCCACAGCACAGAGCAAACAAGAAUGAAGACGAGUGAGGAGUCGCUACAGCCAAAAAGAGGAGAGAAAACAUUAUUCAGUCGCUUGUCUGAUUUGCUCAGCUUUCCAAACGCAGACAGGCAGCCAGAGGCAAGGGCUCACAGAUUGAACCUGUACGAGUCAAUGAGCCCUGCUUUGGGAAAUGAGCUCAAUUUGGCACCGGCUGCACCACUGAAAGACUCGCAGCAAGACAAAAGAGCUGUCAUCUAUGAAAAUUGUCUGAAGUGUCAAGGAGCGCACUGCCAUCCUCCACUACGGGUCAUGCCUGCUAAAAUGUAUAGCAACAGGGACAUUUCCACUUUUCAAAUGUUCCCAGCUGGGCUGCACCUGAUUAAAAGCCAAGAACAUGACUGUGCUGCUGAUGAGAAGCUGCUCCAUCAAGCUCUCAGAGAUGUGGACGGGCAGUGUCGGUAUGAAGAGAUGAAUGAUCAGACAGUGAAUGAAGACAAAAAGCUUAAAGAAGAAAAACACAGAGCCGAUCCCGCUUAUGAGAUCAUGGAGAGUCGCAUGCCGGAGAGGAGCUCAGAGGCAGAAGAGAAAAGCAAGUAUGAGCUAAUGGGCAGCUGCAGCCAGCAGAGGUUUCUUCAAGAGACUGAAGGGGCAGUGUUCGUUUUCCCUCCCGAGGCUCCACUUCCUGAAAGGCAGCGGAGUGAUGGUGUGACAUAUGUAAAUAUUCCUGUCAGUCCCACAUCCAAAAAGCAGCUGAACUACAUGGAGCUGGAGCUGCAGGAGCCAGGACACGGCACCAGAGGGACAGUCGCACAUCUACCAGCUCAAAGAAAGAGCUCUACCAAGUACGCCCAAAUUGACAUCACUGCUACUGAGACAGCCCACAAAGUUGGCACGCAGCAUGCCCUGGGACGGCAGGAGGGCCUGCACACGCUGGAGCUGAGAAGAAAAGGAACACCACGCUGACACCACUAAAAUGUCGAUGUCUGUUGGAUGGUUUUACCCAACACAAGCCCCUCAACAUGAAACUGUAAAGUUUGCAAGUGUUGUGGCUCUGAGGGGCUUAAUAGAAGGGGAUUCCUUCUCUGUUCCAUUUUUUUUAAUUAUAGACUUCUCUGGAGGUGCCACUGCACGUUUACAAAUGCUGAAAUCCCCAAAAGUGCCCACUUUCUUAGCCUGAGAAAUACUUUUGCAAUCACCAAGCAGUUUGAAGGUGGAGGUCUCAGAAAGGUUUGGCGUGGGCUCUUUCUACGUUGUUUUAUUUCUGAACUUCAGCAUGUCAUUACGUGGCAUUAUGUCAGCUUGUGGAGGACAUGCCAGUCCUGAGCUGAGUCACCAGCUCAAAUAAAACCCCCUGAGCAGCAGCAUUUCAGAGCCAACUCAGGCCUGCCCUCACAGCACACAAUACUCAGACUUUAUUGUCAUUCAGAAUGCACCAGUGUAAACAGAACAAAAUUAUGAUGCAUGUGGCUCAGGACAGAAUAAACAUGAAAAACUAUAAACAAAAUGGCUCUACUAAAAAAGCUAAACAAAAAAAAAAACUAUACUAUAAAGUGCAGUAGUUAAAAUGACCAGAGUGUUACCAGUAAUACAAAAGAUCUCUCUCUCUCUCUCUCUCUCUCUCUCUCUCUCUCUCUCUCUUGCUCUCUGUCUCUCUCUCUCUCUGUAUAUAUUUAUAUAUGGUUAUUUUUUAUAUAAAUUACUAUAAAUAGGAAUCACAGAUGUAUUCAGAGUGCAAUAUGGCAACAAAGAAACACAAAUGAAAGUUCAGAAUUGUAGUAAAAUGAUGAAAAUGAGACUAUAGCAGCAUAAAUUAGUCAUAUGGCAACAGGAAUGUGUAGUAUGGCAGCAUGAAUGAAUAAGUUAUUUUGAUUUCAGCAGUCUGGUGACCUGGGGGAAGAGCUGUUACUGAACCUGGUGGUCCAGCACAGAAUGCUUCUGAACCUUUUUUCAGAGGCCAGUAGGAAGAACAGACUGUGGUGGGGGUAUGAGGAGUCCCUAGUGAUGGUUCUAGCUUGGAAUAUGCAGCUUUUUGGUGCAAUGUCCCACUGAUCUUCUUUGCUGUCCUCACCCCUCUCCUUGCAUUCUUCCUGUCAGAGGCACUGCAGCCUCCACGCCACACAGAGAUGCAGCUGGUGAGGAUGAUCUCUGUGGUGCCUCUGUAGAAUGUAGUGUAGAUGGGUGGGGGGCAGGUGGGCUGUUCUCAUCCUAUGCAGGAAGUGCAGGCUUGACCAGGUAAGAUCAUCUCUGAUAUGCACCCCCAGGAAUUUUGUGCUACUGACCACCUCCACAGCUGUGUUGUUAAAGAAGAGUGGCCCGUAGGUCGACUGGUUCUUAUUGAAUAUGCUGGUUUUGUUUUAUUUAUUCUUGUGAGGAAUUAAUUCAUUUGUUCCUCAAUGAUUAUUAUUCCACAUGUAGCUGCUCAAAACUCUUUGAAUGCAUUAAAAUUUGGAGCAAGUGUCCACUCAGUAUUACUCAUAAUGCUGCAAAAAUUCAAACUGGUCCUCUAAAAGAUAAAUAAUUGGAUUAGUUGUGUUCAAAAGCAGCACAAAUGAUGUUUCUUCAUAUUUCAACACUGUAUGUUUACUUUUGUUAGCUUGUCUGUAACAAAUGGGUUGGUGUUUAUCAUGAACAGAAUUUCAAUGCAGCUUUAGUUGUCUGUUCUUAUGUGACAGGCUUUACUGUGGGAAAGUCUUCAUAAAUGAUGUAAAGCUGAGAAGAAUCCUCUCUAAAAAUGGUUGAAGGUUUUCUUUGAAAAGACGUUUGAAGUUUUUCCUUUAAAAAAAAGAGAAUCAGCCCACUGAUGAUGCGACAUAUGCAUCCUUUUCUUUAUUUUGUGAGUGCACAUUGGCAUUUAACCACAAUUAGACCAAUGUUUUUUAGCAAAUUUUCUGCCUAUUUUAUUUGGUACAAUGUUGUCUUUAUCUCCAACUUUGUUUUCAUUAUUUUAUUUUCUACUUGGCUGACGUGGAUCGUUACAUGUGAAGACAUAUGUGUAACUAAGAUGUACUGAAAGUUUGACAACAGUUCCUUCUAUACAAGUUUUUUUUUUAAUUGUGUAAAUUAUUUAUAAUUGUAACUACAGCGUUGUUGCUUUUUUCUAGAACUACAAUAAGUAGCACAAGACUUUUCAUUAAUGUGUAAAAGUGGUAAAAAGCAGACUUAUUGGAAACUUAAGUAUCAUGUAUAUUCACCUUGUGCUCCAAGCGUAACAUUAAUAUCCAAAGGAAAGUCAGGACCUCAGGUUUACAUUGUAUUGUAACAAGAUCAUCAGUAAUAUUCACCUGUCUGGUUUUUAAUGAUUUGUGUGUUUUUAUUUAGUGACAAUGGAAUAACUAUAAUUACAUGUUACAUAAUUAUAUACAGUGGCACAACUCAUUGUGCCAGUUGAUUAAAUGUAAAUAAACAUGGAUGAAAUGAUGUGAAAAUCAUUUAAAAUGUCAAUUUAAUUGAAAAGCAAUAAAACAAAAGCAAAGGCAGCAAAAGAGAGAAGUUGGCUAGAAAAAUCUAGUUGGAGCUGAACAAUUUAAUACCAUCUCUUCAGUUUUACUUCUUCACAAAAGAAGAAAAGACAAGACUGGA
Melanotaenia boesemani (Boeseman's rainbowfish) is the source of this 5400-nucleotide messenger RNA. Its product is annotated as protein Dok-7-like. NCBI's taxonomy places the organism in Eukaryota, Metazoa, Chordata, Actinopteri, Atheriniformes, Melanotaeniidae. The record is from RefSeq and is a predicted model, not a curated record. The transcript is spliced from 13 exons. Gene Ontology annotation, molecular function: protein kinase binding. The coding region runs from base 190 to 2784 and encodes 864 amino acids. Gene Ontology annotation, biological process: neuromuscular junction development; positive regulation of protein tyrosine kinase activity.